This is a messenger RNA of Lingula anatina, 1752 nucleotides long. Its product is annotated as D-beta-hydroxybutyrate dehydrogenase, mitochondrial-like. Gene Ontology annotation, cellular component: intracellular membrane-bounded organelle. NCBI's taxonomy places the organism in Eukaryota, Metazoa, Brachiopoda, Lingulata, Lingulida, Lingulidae. The record is from RefSeq and is a predicted model, not a curated record. Gene Ontology annotation, biological process: steroid metabolic process. Gene Ontology annotation, molecular function: oxidoreductase activity.
AUAACAGUAACUUUCUUUUAAAGUUGUGUAUGGAAGAACUUAGAAGAGUUAAGUAAAUGCAACAGAUGGCAAUUCUUUGAAAGAUAGAAUAUAGCAUAAGGAAGCGCAAACACAGAUGAAAUACAAUGACCUAAAUAUUGCACAUUAUCACAGAGGCAAUGUGACAACUGUAUGGAUAAGCCGACUGCUGCUUCUUAUAUAAGGUUAACAUAUCACUUGGAUGACUAUCUGCAGCCUGGACGGUCCUGUACCAACGCCCCAUAUUAAAGUUCGCUGCGAAGAAAUGUGAACGCAGAAGACGACACAACAAAAGUGCAAGGGUAGUGCUAAGAUUGUACCAUUAUGCCGUGGCAGGAAGGCACCGCUGUCGUCAUAGGCCUGUCUGGUUUACUGAUCACGAACUUCUUACCCGGAGUCUUUAAUGUUGUCUUCUUUGCGUUGCUCCUUCUUGGAGUGCUUGGACUGAAUAGAGAAAAGGACAGAGCUGCGAGGAGGGUGGAUUAUGGAAAUAAAGCCGUAUUGGUAACGGGAUGCGAUACAGGUUUAGGCCACGAACUAGUUAAACGCCUAGACGUGCGAGGUCUCACCUUGUUCGCUGGUUGUCUCUCUGAAUCCAGCCAAGGUGCCAUGAAAUUGAAAGAGGUGUGCUCUGACAACGUCCAUGUCUUGCAGCUUGAUAUCACCAAGGACGAAGAAGUGAACGCUGCCUUUAACUUUGUCAGCAAAACUUGCAAUGCGACUGGGAAGAAGUUCUGGGCCGUGGUAAACAACGCCGGCGUCAACCCCCUAGGAGCGGUGGAAAUUACUCCCCUGGACGGCUACCAGGCAUGCAUGGACAUCAAUCUUUAUGGGAUGAUUCGUAUUUCAAAGGCUUUUCUUCCACUUAUAAGAAAGUCUAAAGGGAGAAUUGUGAACGUGACAAGCGUGAAAGGUCUGGUGGUUUAUCCUCUGGAAUCUGUGUACAGUUGCAGCAAGUUUGCCGCAGAAUGUUUCUCGGAUUGCCUUCGACGGGAAAUGACGUCAUUUGGAGUGGAUGUCGUCAUCGUAGAGCCCGGACACUUUGGUGGAGCAACAGCCAUCGUAGAUAUUGAAAAAAUCCGCCCUCAGAUGAUCGAACAAUGGGAAUCCAUGAGCACCGAGCUGAAAGAGGCCUACCCCAAAGACAAGACCGUGAGUAAUGUGCUGAAUUUCAUUGGCGGAGAUGCUACUGGCUCAGCAACUGACGUCACUCCUGUCAUUGACGCGUUCGAAGAUGCGCUGCUGUCAGUGGUGCCUAGAGACAGAUACCUGAUAGGGGGCAGCACCUCUCUAGUGGACAAGUAUAAGCUGAUGGCCAUCCUGGGACCUCUACUGCCUGGCUGGAUCAUGGACCGCAUUUUGACCAAGGUGUCAGAUACCUAAACCUGGGCGGGAAAACACAUAUUUCAAAUUGCUGACUUUUUUCCUCACCUAGCAUACACGUACACUUGUCUUUGGCCGUUUCCGGUAUACGGAUGUUGCUGUUCAGAGUGAAAUAUGCGGAAUAUGCGGACAAAGAGAAAAAAUAAGGCAGCCUCAAUCAUUAUGCAGACAGUAUUUCUAGAGUACCUGUUAUCAGGUAGACAGACUGAUGUUGGAACAAUACCAUAAACGGAUAUGACAACAUAGGGUUUUAUUGACCUGGACAUGCAAACCAUAGGUGUACAUGAAAUAUAUUGUUGAGGGGACUGGAUUACUCUUGUUUGGAAAAUAAAGUUCUAGUUUUGAAUAGGA